This is a messenger RNA of Nicrophorus vespilloides, 557 nucleotides long. RefSeq names its product C-type lectin 37Da-like. Gene Ontology annotation, cellular component: external side of plasma membrane. Gene Ontology annotation, biological process: biological process involved in interspecies interaction between organisms. The coding region runs from base 56 to 541 and encodes 161 amino acids. Lineage: Eukaryota; Metazoa; Arthropoda; Insecta; Coleoptera; Silphidae. The transcript has 3 exons. Gene Ontology annotation, molecular function: carbohydrate binding. The record is from RefSeq and is a predicted model, not a curated record.
AACAUAGAAGAUAUAUAACGAAAAAUACAUUUUGACAGUCAUAUGCAGAUUAAAGAUGUCGACAAGAUUCCUAAUUUCUUUGGUGCUUUGUGCCGCAACGAUUUACGUACUUCCGGAAGGCAGAAUUGUCAAAAGACAGGUAACUCAUACGUUCAAAAAUAAACAAUACUACGUCGAAACUCUGGUCAAGGCAAACUUCCAUAAUGCAUUCAUGUUUUGUCAACGGUUGGGAAUGCAACUGCUCACAAUUGAUUCCAACGACGAAUAUGACUACAUCUUUAACACAAUUAAAUCUGAGUUUAAUUUUGGACGAGACUCGAAACUGUGGACUUCCGGAACGGACUUGGGACAUGAAGGGAAAUUUCACUGGCUUUCCACAGGAUUUUCGAUGAAAAUAAAUAAAUGGUUGUCAGGACAACCGGAUAAUGACCAUGGUAGAGGUGAACAUUGCGUCGAGUUCUGGAACAACAAAGGAUCAAUCGGGUUAAACGAUGAUAGAUGCCACAUUACAAAUUAUUUCAUCUGUGAAAAACGGACAUAAUCUAAAAUAAACUUAU